Molecule: messenger RNA, 1020 nt
Organism: Zea mays
Lineage: Eukaryota; Viridiplantae; Streptophyta; Magnoliopsida; Poales; Poaceae
Product: U-box domain-containing protein 4
Exons: 4
Molecular function (GO): protein binding
Source: RefSeq, a predicted model, not a curated record
AUGAGCUACGGUGGUCACUGGUUACUCUCCACGACACGCGACGACGUGGUAAAACAUCAUAAGGUGUGGCGCGACCGAGUGAACGGCAGCAGCCACAGCAACGGCCGCACAACCACGUCGCCGGCAAGUGGGGCACGAAUCGUGGCGGCCGGCACGAAUCCAGUCAUGGAGGCCACCGACGAUGACCAAAAUUCCCCUCCUACCUUAUCCUCUCGACUGCUCACCACCGCAGACAAGUCCAGUCCUCUCCCUCCCCUCAACCUAGCGCUGCCACUCGUUAGGCUGCUGUCGCACGCGGACCCGCUGCUGCAGGAGCACGGUGUCACGGCGCUGCUCAACCUCUCCAUCUGCGACGAGAACAAGGCGACCAUUGUCGAGGCAGGCGCGAUACGGCCGCUGGUGCACGCGCUCAAGUCCGCGGUGUCGCCCGCCGCGCGGGAGAACGCCGCGUGCGUGCUGCUCCGACUGUCCCAGCUCGAUGGCGCCUCCACGGCCGCCAUCGGCCGCGCUGGCGCCAUCCCGCUGUUGGUCUCCCUGGUCGAGACCGGGGGCGCGCGGGGGAAGAAGGACGCCGCCACAGCGCUGUACGCGCUCUGCAGCGGCGCACGCGAGAACCGGCAGCGCGCUGUGGAGACCGGCGCCGUGCGGCCCCUGCUGGACCUCAUGGCCGACCCGGAGUCCGGCAUGGUGGACAAAGCCGCGUACGUCCUCCACUCCCUGGUGAGCUCCAGCGAGGGCCGCGCCGCCGCCAUCGAGGAAGGCGGCAUCCCCGUCCUGGUCGAGAUGGUGGAGGUCGGCACCUCGUGCCAGAAGGAGAUCGCCACCCUCUCCCUCCUGCAGAUCUACGAGGACAACAUCGUCUACCGCACCAUGGUCGCCCACGAGGGCGCCAUCCCACCCCUCAUCGCCCUCUCCCAGUCCUCCUCCGCCCGCCCCAAGCUCAAAACCAAAGCGGAGUCGCUGAUCGAGAUGCUGCGGCAGCCGCGGAGUCCGAGCCUACGCACGCGGCCAGCGGCAGUC